CUCAAGUCUUACUUCUUGGUCGUCGAAGAAAGCCAUGCCGUUGAAGGAUCGGUUGAAGUCAAACCAAGAUCGCCCACGUCAGUGUCUGUCGACUUCGACCUUGCGAUGUUGCUAAAGGAAUUUCAUUCCACGAUCAGAGACCCAGAAAAGGCCUUUCAGAUUAUUGAUGAGGUCUCAGAGCUCCUCAAGGGAGUUGUAGUCGAGAGGAGAAGAGCCCUUGGAGAGGACAGCUUGGACACGUUGUUUGCCUAUCGCGAAUUGAUCACAGCAAGGACUAUGCGCAACAUGUUCCAAAUCAGCCAAGGAUCCACUAAGCAGAUCGACUGGGCCAAGCUCGAGCAGAGAUCUAAAGAGAUCUCCCUAUCCUUUGAGUCGCGACUGGGCUCACACCACCCGCAGACGCUCACUUGCCGCCUGUGGUGGUUUGCCUUCGCAGUUCUCAGCGAGCCGGAGGGUUCUGAGAACGUCAUCAAAGAGUCAAAGAAGAUCAUGCAGGAAUUAUUGGCUACGCAGAUAACUAAAGAGCGUUUGGACGAAUCCUCGCGGAUGCGAAAUAUCCUAACUAGUCUGCUAGAACAGGCAGGACAUGGGCCCUUGCCGAUGGAAAUGCCUGAGGAUCUCUCUAGAAAAGUCAAAGGGAAAGGGAAAAUGAUUGGGAUCAGUCCUUAGCGAUCGCCUUAGGAAGGUCGGACAAGAGCAUAAAGCUGUCGCAGUCAG
Molecule: messenger RNA, 717 nt
Organism: Pseudomassariella vexata
Lineage: Eukaryota; Fungi; Ascomycota; Sordariomycetes; Amphisphaeriales; Pseudomassariaceae
Exons: 1
Coding region: 106-669 (187 amino acids)
Source: RefSeq, a predicted model, not a curated record